Messenger RNA from Diatraea saccharalis (sugarcane borer), 1283 nucleotides. The record is from the annotation of a GenBank genome assembly. NCBI's taxonomy places the organism in Eukaryota, Metazoa, Arthropoda, Insecta, Lepidoptera, Crambidae.
GAUUACUUUUGUUAAUAUAAUACGGUAAAAAAUAUAUUGCACACAGAAAAGUCAACAUUUAUAUUAAAAACUGUAAUGACUGUUUUUUUUUUGGAAAUGUAAUCUUACAUAUUACGUACAGUGGCGGUCUCACGUGCCUAUCCACUUCAAAAUCUCGUUCGCUUGGCACACACUUGAUGCAAUUUUAGGGGGCGGAGUUACGGGCGCAUCUUCAUUGGUCGUAGUAUUUUACUAUGACCAAUCAGCAUGGCUCUACGUAUGCAACAAAUACAAUGAAAGCAAUAACAGUGUUGUUAUUUUUUUAGUUUAGUCGCUUUUUGCAUAUUGCUAAUUGUUGACGUGCUCACUCUAGAUUUUCUUUUAACCUCCGCAUUCUCAUUGGACUGAUACCUGUUAAUACCUGACCACCAUGCUAAAAACUUUUGAUUUGCUUAACGUGACCUUGGCUUGAAUUUGGACCAUAUCUUCGAGGAACCUCUCCAUACAAGAGAGGAGUCGUAUCGUCGCAUUACGUGAAGAUGGAAUGAAUAUUAGCAAAAUAUCCAGAGAGCUGGGAUUGACGCGACUUACUGUGCGCCUCUGGGUCAAUCGUUUUGAAGAAGAAGGACACGUGGACGCUCGAUCAAGACAACCCGAACAUUCCUAUUUAAUAUCGGCGAAGCAGUCUCAGCGAAUGGUUAAUCUUUACGCGACUGCGCCUUUUACUCUAAUGCGAACAUUCGCUGAAGAGUUUGACUGCUCCGUCCGUACUAUACAGAGAACCCUCCAUAGAGCAGGAGUUCAUCACAGAAGACCCGCAAAAAAUAAUAAUAAUGAACGAACAAAACAAAAUUGAUAGAGUCUGAUUUGCACGAGAGUACCGAGACUUUGAUUUUUCACACGAUAUUUUUGCCGAUGAAAAAUGUUUUAAGACUUGCCAGUUAAGCAACGGCGGCGGCUUCUAAGAAAGCAAGUAAUUUGCUUUCUUAGAAGCCGCCGCCGUUGUCGGAGUACGGCAAUUCUCUUGCACAAACUUAACUUAAUUUAAUUUUAAGUCCUCCAAACGGCAUUUUCAAAUCUGUAAAAAACUAAGAGAACAAAAAUAAACUUGCUAUAUUAUUCUAUAGGGGUAUACAUAUUCAAUUUUUUAUCAUGUAACUACAAAAAGCACUAAAAAUACAUUAAAAAAAUCAAAUUAAAUUUAUAUAUUUUAAGUUUAUUAUACUAUGUCGGGUAUUUUAUAACUAUUUUGCUAAGAUAUUAAUUUGUUUAUUAAAAGAGAGUAAAUGAAUAAUUUUUAACGU